GAAAGCCACGCCCAUUCAAUUUCCUCCAAUGAGAUCGCACAACAAUAAAGAUCCGUCCUCUUCAAGAUGGCGAUGUCCUUCGGAACGCGAAGCGUUGUCCUGGCUAACUCUUUAUCUCGGAUUAGCAGUGCGAUCUGCGUUACCCAUGGGUUACGAGCCAUCCAUGCAACCGCUACAUGCUACAAGCACCAUGCAGCCAGGAUCCGUGUUGGUAAAAGGGACAAGCCCGUGACAUACGAACAGGCCCUUCACCCUCAUCAUAUUGCUCAUCGCAAGGGCUGGCUGUCUCAGCACACCAGUAACUUGGAAGGAGAGGCCGGCGCGGCCGAGAGGACGGUGGAGGACGUCUUUAUAAGGCGCUUCAUCUUUGGUACAUUUCACGGCCUCCUGGCUGACGAGUUGGUCAUCAAGCGCAGAGGCAAUGUGUUGGUGGUGUGUGCACUUCUGGUCCAGAAGGUGGGCCCUCAGAAGAUCUACUUCCUUAUAGGCUAUACUGAGGCCCUGCUGUCCUACUUCUACAAGUGUCCUGUGAAGAUGGAGGUACAGAUGGUGAAGGAUAGAGUGGUGUACAAGUACCUGUGAGGGCCAGGCCGGGUCUCCAACCGGUGGAACCCUGGGGUGAUCACCUCCUGGUGACCUGGAAUGCCCUGGAUGUGUGACUGUACUGAAUAAAGAGAAGAUGCUUUGGGGACAAACUCCCAAUGGACAUUCCCAUGGGACAUGUGAUCUAAUAGUCUGAGACCCAUGCAGACUCUCAAAGUGUUGAAAUUCCACAAUAAAUAUCUUGUCCAACUGUUGUG
Molecule: messenger RNA, 800 nt
Organism: Paramormyrops kingsleyae
Lineage: Eukaryota; Metazoa; Chordata; Actinopteri; Osteoglossiformes; Mormyridae
Gene: mrps24
Product: mitochondrial ribosomal protein S24
Biological process (GO): translation
Cellular component (GO): mitochondrion
Source: RefSeq, a predicted model, not a curated record